AUGGGAGGCCCCUACGCCCCCGUCAUAGCCCAACUGGGCGGCCGUCCAACAAAAGACGUCGACGUACCAAUCUGCUCCGUCUUCCUCGCUGCAUUCCUCGGCUUCGGUAUCUGUCAUAUGGUCCUCUUCCGCCGCAAUCUCGCCCGAGGCCACAAAUUCAUUCCCUCCGCCGUGACAUUUGGUUUUUGCAUGUCUCGUGUCGUCGCCAACGUGACCCGUAUAGCAUGGGCCUGUUACCCGAACAACAUCUCAGUCGCUAUUGCCGCUCAGAUCUUCGUCGCUGCCGGUGUUUUGCUACUAUUCAUCUUGAACCUACUAUAUGCUCAACGCAUGAUGCGCGCGGCAUUCCCGGCCUUUGGCUGGUCACGGCCCGUCUCGUGGGCGUUCAAAGUGGUCUAUGUUCUGGUGGUAAUUACGAUAAUCAUGUUGAUUACGGUCAUUAUUCAGAGUAUGUACACGCUUGAUGCGAACACGCACCGCAUCGAUCGUGAUAUCCAACUCUACGGCGUGACAUACUUCGCUAUCGUCUCAUUCCUGCCCAUACCCAUCGUCACGCUGGUGCUGCUCUUCGCCAAGGAAAAACAUGUCGCACCUUUUGGAUCGGGAUCGUGGCGGACCAAGGGCCUCAUUGUCUUCGUGGCUGGAACCUUGUUGUGUCUCGGUGCCUCGUUCCGUGCUGGAACGAUUUGGAUGAAGCCGCAUCCUAUCUAUGACCCGCCAGCUUACAUGCACAAGGCCUGCUUCUACGUCUUUAAUUUCGGGAUCGAUCUGUCGGUCGUCAUCAUUUUCUUGUUCUCCCGUGUGGACAAGCGAUUCCACGUCCCCAAUGGCAGCUCCAAAGUGCGACAUUACCGCGGGGAUGAUGGUGCUGAGAAGGAUGGUUCGGUCGAGCAGAUGCAGAAAGAUGAGACGGAACGGGAUAUUGAGAGUAGCAGCCGCCGUCAGUAG
Molecule: messenger RNA, 948 nt
Organism: Penicillium daleae
Lineage: Eukaryota; Fungi; Ascomycota; Eurotiomycetes; Eurotiales; Aspergillaceae
Exons: 1
Coding region: 1-948 (315 amino acids)
Source: RefSeq, a predicted model, not a curated record